GCUUCAGUAACUUCAAGCUGAUUACAAAUCGUUUUAUUCUGUUUGUUUGCUUGUUGAUCUUCUAGAUCCGUUAUGCAGCUUUGUGGAGUUUGUAGCGAACAUGUUCCUAAAUACAGAUGUCCAGCCUGCAGAAUCAGAUAUUGUUCAGUGAGUUGCUUUAAAAGACACAAAGAUGAUGAUUCAUGUCAUCCAGUUAAAGAAUCAGAUUCAGCCUCCAGCAGCUCAACAGCAGUGAGCAGCGCUGCACAGCCGUGGACUGUCGAGGAUGUUCUUGAUGAAGACAGUCACACUGACAAAGUGCCAUUACAGAAACUUCAGCAGCUCGCUGAUUCAGAGGCGUUGAAGGGUCUGUUGAGGAAUCCUCAUCUCCGCCGGUUAAUGAUGUCCGUGGACUCGGCUGAAGAUAAAGCCAAAGCCACGAAAGACGCCAUGCAGGAGCCGCUGUUCGUGGAGUUCGCUGAUCAGUGCUUAAAAAUUAUUGAACCGACAGAAGCAGAGCAUGACAAUGAUGAAUUCUGAUUGGAUCGAACUGUCACAUAAGUUUUCACACAAAUGUUAAUGCAAUCAUGUAAAAUGUUGUACUAAACCAAGGUCUUUUGAAUGCCAACAAUGUCUUAAAGGAAUAGCUCACCCC
Molecule: messenger RNA, 634 nt
Organism: Sinocyclocheilus rhinocerous
Lineage: Eukaryota; Metazoa; Chordata; Actinopteri; Cypriniformes; Cyprinidae
Product: zinc finger HIT domain-containing protein 3-like
Exons: 5
Coding region: 73-519 (148 amino acids)
Biological process (GO): maturation of LSU-rRNA from tricistronic rRNA transcript (SSU-rRNA, 5.8S rRNA, LSU-rRNA); box C/D snoRNP assembly; snoRNA localization
Cellular component (GO): nucleus; pre-snoRNP complex
Molecular function (GO): protein binding
Source: RefSeq, a predicted model, not a curated record